AUGACCAAAAGACGUAACGACGAUGCAGGAUUUGCCAAUGUGUUAAAACAGAAACAUAAAGAAGAUCUUGUAGAGAAGCAAAAAAUAGCACAAAACACGUUUGCUAUGCUUAUGAGAGCUCAAAGAAACCUUCAAUCCUCAAGCAAAAUGGAAACAGAACCUUCUUAUCAAUACUUUAAUAACAACCAUAUAUCCACUCAAAAAAUAUUCACUAUGGAAGCCAUUGAUGAUUAUGCCAAUGAGAACAUUGUACGUUCCUUAGCCUAUUCUGCACUGGACCAACGUCAACAACAUCACUAUUUGAAACUCUUGCCUGUUUCUUCUCCACUCUUACGCCAACGGGUUCGUAUCCUGGGUCCCUCCUUAGACGAAAACGACUUUGAGGCUUGGGAUAAGGUUGUUCAAUGGCAACAAGAUAACUGCCCUGCCAUGAUUGAAGCACUGAGUGACUCUGCUGCCGACAAGAUCUAUCAAAAUCCCGUGUAUUAUAAACGUUUGGAUGCAGACACACUGCAUGCCAUCGUCGAAUUUGCCGAAAAGGACGCGCAUCAUUUUGUGGUUGUGCUAACACUAGAAGAAGGCAGUGGGGAUAUGUCUGAUCUCAAGUACUACAACACAAAGGAAUUGACGGACGAAGAGUGGCGUGAUGUGUUUGAGAAUUGGUCAAGAACGAUUGAAGAUGCGGAGCGCAUAUUUCUAAUUAAAGUCACAAGGAACAAACGAGUCUUUACAGCUGGCACACCUGACAGUACAAAAGGGACUAAAGAAGCACCUGAAGAUUAUUGGGGUGACUGGUCUACGGAUGAAGAAUCGAGUGAUCCCAACAAGACCAAGAAGACCAAGAAGCUAAUAUUUAGUAUGGAUCCUAAAAAUUCGGAUUCUGAAGAUGAGUAUUAUACCCGUUGGAGCAAAGAUCCCGGCACACUUACACCUGGCCCUGAAGAAAAAGAAAAAGAAGAACAAGAUAAACCUCAGGGACGGUUCUUGCACGCACUACAAGACUUGAAUCAACAAGAGUUAGACGAGGAAUACGAUCAAUCUUACAACCCACUGUUUACUGUUCCUAGUGUGCCAGACUUGAUGGACGCUCACACAGCUGCUCUAUCGGAAUUAACUCAAAUUCUGCAAAACUCAAUUCCCCAACAACAACAGAGUCGUACAGCCAGUAGACCAUUUGUUGUCCAUUCCAUGACUCAGAUCAAUCCAUUACCCAAAGCAGUCUCUCGAUUGAAAAAUACCAUGGAAGAUCUGAGUCUAUCUGAACCACAAAAUGUACCUGGUGCUUACCCUGAAUCAGGCACUCAAUCCCCUUCUCAACCAGACCUUAAAAACAAAGAAAUUGGCCGUGGUCUGUUUAUGAAGAGUCUCAGUGCUCUUAUUGGUGCUGCACGUCUCUUGGGUUACGAAUCAAAUGAUAUUCUAGAAAUGGUUCAAGAAGUAGUGAACAAACCCUAG
Gilbertella persicaria is the source of this 1455-nucleotide messenger RNA. RefSeq lists its product as uncharacterized. The coding region runs from base 1 to 1455 and encodes 484 amino acids. The transcript is spliced from 4 exons. Lineage: Eukaryota; Fungi; Mucoromycota; Mucoromycetes; Mucorales; Choanephoraceae. The record is from RefSeq and is a predicted model, not a curated record.